GGAGCUUGAGCUUCAGACAUGAGACUUCUCUUUGGUUUCUGCACGUCAAGAAAUAUUGGCAAUGAUAUUAAGUGUUUUAAUCCCUGUGUUUCCCUGGCAACCCGUGAUCGCUCAUUAAAUACCUCGUUUGUGUGCAGAAAAUAUACGGACAGAGCCACCAGCAUGGAUCUGAGUAACAUGAGAAAAAGCUAUAAGAGCGACCAGGAGUGUUUUGAGGAGGACCAGCUUGCUUCCCUAGAUCCACUAAAGCAGUUCGGCCACUGGUUUGAUCAAGCAACUAAAUGCCCUGAAGUUGGGGAAGCCAAUGCGGUGUGUCUUUCAACAGCCACCAAAGAUGGCCGUCCUUCUGCACGCAUGGUCCUUCUGAAAGGUUACAGCGAGGAAGGAUUUUGCUUCUUUACAAACUACGAGAGUCGGAAAGGUGCAGAACUGGAAAGUAAUCCCUAUGCCUGUCUUGUAUUUUACUGGGAGCCAUUAAAUAGGCAGGUUCGCAUUGAAGGCACCGUAGAGCGGAUCCUGUAUGAUAAGUCGCGUGAAUACUUCCACUCCAGACCCAAGAGCAGUCAGAUCGGCGCUGUUGUUAGCAGGCAGAGCACAGUGAUCCCGAGCAGACAGUACCUGAGAGACAAGAAUGCAGAACUUGAAGAAAAGUACAAGGACACAGAUGUGCCAAUGCCAAGUUACUGGGGUGGAUACAUUGUCAAGCCUUUUCUGAUUGAGUUCUGGCAGGGUCAGACUAACAGAUUACAUGAUCGAAUAGUCUUCCUGAGGCCGAAAGAGGGAGAAACCCAACUGGGGGAUGUGCAGCAUCAGGCGGAGGGGGGCUGGGUAUACCAACGGUUGGCCCCCUGACCAAGUGCAUGGUAUGGAAUCAAUGUCAUCAUCUGUGACAUCAUUACAAUCAUAUUUUGGUAUAGGCAGUAACUGACUUGUGACAACAUGUCAGCUGUAUUUAUUCUACUGUACAUGAGUACUGUCCAGAAGGAAGGUUUGACAACUGAAGAUAUGAUUUUAUGAAAAUUAAUCAUGCUCAUUGUUUAUAAUUCAUCUCAACACAUUCUUAAUCUCACUUUUAAGUGCAAAGUCUUCUGCUUGUUGUUGAUUAAUAAUUGAAAAGCACAGCUGACAUGCAGUAUUAACUGUAAAUAUACAGUUAAACUUAGCCUUUGGACUGCUGUUAAAACAAGAAAACACUUUCCGUGAAAACCUUGUCCUGUGACUGAAAUUGCAUUUAUAUGUUGCCCUGAUAUUUAGCACAUCUUUAGAUCAUAAAUGCUCAUUGUGUGAGUUCAUCUGUAUCAGUGGAUUUUGCAGCAAAUGUCAAAUAUUUGAGUUAAGUGAUUGUUCACCCAAAAUUGAAAAUUAUGUGAUCAUUUACUCGCCCUCUUGUCAUUUCAAACCUGUAUGACUUUCUUUCUUCCGCAGAACACAAAAGAAGAUAUUUUGACAAAUGUUGUUAACCGGCACCCAUUGACUUGCAUUGGUUUUGUGUCCGUACAAUAGAAGUGAAUGGGUGCCAGUGAUGUUCGGUUACCAACUUUCUUCAAAAUAUCUUAUUUUGUGUUGUGCGGAAGAAUAGAAAGUCAUAAAGGUUUGAAAUGACAAGAGAGUUAGUAAAUGAUGACAGAAUUUUCAUUUUCGGGUGAACUCUCACUUUAGAAUUGCCUUAAAUAGUUGCCUUAAAUUUAUUAGUCUCUUUGCUGUAACUCUGUGUAAUUUAGUGAUGACUGGUAAACUGUUCUGUAACAAAGUUCAAACGGUAAAGAAAAGCGAACUAAUAAACCUGUAUAAAAAUGUAA
Molecule: messenger RNA, 1799 nt
Organism: Triplophysa rosa
Lineage: Eukaryota; Metazoa; Chordata; Actinopteri; Cypriniformes; Nemacheilidae
Gene: pnpo
Product: pyridoxamine 5'-phosphate oxidase
Exons: 7
Coding region: 19-852 (277 amino acids)
Biological process (GO): pyridoxine biosynthetic process; pyridoxal 5'-phosphate biosynthetic process
Molecular function (GO): pyridoxamine phosphate oxidase activity; FMN binding
Source: RefSeq, a predicted model, not a curated record